AUGGAUAUAAACACUCUUCCGGGAAACCCACUUCCCAAUAACAAGUCUCCCGAGGUCACACACUAUGAGAUGUUGUCGUCAAUGCCCUCGAUAUUCAUUUUACCAACUCACAUGCCCCUGCAUAUAUUACAUGAAAGUGAAGCCAAGCUUGUCAAAUAUGGAGGAUCCCUGACAUAUGACAUUGGCGAAGCAGGCUUAAUUCUGGGAAAGGUCAGCCAUAAGAAACGUGCAGUUCUAGAGCUUCGUUCACGGGGACUCUGGACUGAGGAAAUCCUUGAAAUUGGCAAAUUCCCUAAAACAACUUCGGACUCACAUCCCGAGAUACCUUCAAAACGACAGAAGCUGUCUCAUGAGCAAAGUGCGGGAAACGCCUCCAGCGAGAUUGUGGAUCUAUGCACUGACUCUGAAGAAGAGGGAAAUUCGGAAGUCAAAGCCCAAAUUGAUCCAAGUGAGGCUAUAUUGAGCACAACAGUGGACAUUGGGCACAAAGUGACUGUGCUUAGACUGGACUGGCUUGUGCAAUCUAUCAAGAAUGGGGAACCUCUUCCUAUGAGUCCAUUCCUUGUUUAUCACGGACGAAAGAUUGCAGCUCCAUUAGCCACGCCCAGUCAGCCUGUCACUAUCGUAGCUGACCAGAUCAAACAAAGAGCGAUAGAAGACGCAGCCAAGAGACCGGCAAUAGAAAAACAAACGAUUCAUCCCAGACGCUCCAGACAAGACCCAGAAAAACAUUCCAGCCAACGACACCCGCCAGUGCUUUAUCGAGAAACAACAUCUGAAAAUGAUGAUACCACUCCACUCCCACCACAACCAGAUUGGGUUCGCGACCAUGUUGUUUAUGCUUGCAUGCGAUCGGCACCUCUUCAUCCUCCAAACGAAGAGUUUAUCUUGCAACUUCUGAAGAUCCGCCGAAUCCGGCAGUUUACACUUGACGACAUCGGUGUACGAGCAUACAGCACGUUCAUUGCUGCUAUGGCUGCGUAUCCAUACUUAGUGAAACGAUCUAGUGAGAUUACUGCACUACCUGGCUGUGAUGUGAAAUUGGCCAAUCUCUUUGCAGAGUUUCAGCAUCACAAAAGUUCCACCAAUGAAGAAGGUUUUGUUUCAGCGGCACAGGCUCUGGAAACCGAUCCAAUCCUGAGAAUUUUGACUAUAUUUAACGAUAUCUGGGGUGUUGGACCAAAGACCGCGCGUGACUUUUAUUAUUCCCGAGGCUGGAGAGAUCUCGACGACAUUGUUGAAUUUGGCUGGAAUUCCCUCUCUAGGGUCCAGCAAAUUGGAGUCAAAUUCUAUGAUGAGCUGCAACAAGGUGUCUCACGCAUGGAGUCGGAAUCUAUAGCCGGAAUUGUGCGCCAACAUGCUAAUGCUGUGCGUCCGGAUGCAGACCAGCCCAUCGGGGCCAUUCUAGUAGGCGGAUACCGACGUGGGAAGGAAUCAAGCGGCGACGUGGACCUUAUUCUGACCCAUCGGGAUGAAUCAGUCACUCGGAACCUUGUUGUGGAUAUUGUGGCUAGCCUGGAAAAAGCGCAUUAUAUUACGCAUACACUCUCUCUACAUGUUGCGUCUACUCAUCGUGAGCAACAAACGCGACCAUUUAGCGCAGAGGAUGGUCACCAUUUUGAUACACUGGACAAAGCUCUUGUCGUCUGGCAAGAUCCCAAUUUCGAGAAUUCCGAAGAUCAUGACCCAUCGGAUAGUACUGAGGGUGCAAGUAACCACAAGAAGAACCCCAACCCCCACCGUCGCGUUGACAUUGUCAUAUCUCCAUGGAGGACCAUUGGCUGUGCUGUACUUGGGUGGACUGGUGAUACAACAUUUCAACGAGAUUUGAGGCGAUAUGCAAAGAAGGCUCAUGAUUGGAAGUUUGAUUCUAGUGGAAUCAGAGAACGCACGACGGGCGGUCAAGUUGUGGAUCUGGAACACGAUGGAGAUACAUGGCAGCAACGAGAGAAACUGGUGAUGGAACGUUUGGGGAUAGGGUGGAGGCCACCUGAGCAGCGAUGCUCACGAUGA
Molecule: messenger RNA, 2013 nt
Organism: Penicillium malachiteum
Lineage: Eukaryota; Fungi; Ascomycota; Eurotiomycetes; Eurotiales; Aspergillaceae
Product: type-X family DNA polymerase
Exons: 1
Coding region: 1-2013 (670 amino acids)
Biological process (GO): double-strand break repair via nonhomologous end joining
Cellular component (GO): nucleus
Molecular function (GO): DNA-directed DNA polymerase activity; DNA binding
Source: RefSeq, a predicted model, not a curated record